Talaromyces atroroseus is the source of this 2193-nucleotide messenger RNA. Its product is annotated as putative ubiquitin carboxyl-terminal hydrolase creB. NCBI's taxonomy places the organism in Eukaryota, Fungi, Ascomycota, Eurotiomycetes, Eurotiales, Trichocomaceae. The transcript is spliced from 3 exons. Gene Ontology annotation, molecular function: cysteine-type endopeptidase activity; cysteine-type deubiquitinase activity. Bases 1 to 2193 code for a protein of 730 amino acids. Gene Ontology annotation, biological process: protein deubiquitination. The record is from RefSeq and is a predicted model, not a curated record. Gene Ontology annotation, cellular component: nucleus; cytosol.
AUGCUGAUGGACUCCGGUCCCGUGCGAAACGAUGGCAGCGAUAAGUUUUUUGGCAUGGAAAAUUAUGGAAACACAUGUUACUGCAACUCUAUUCUACAAUGCCUAUAUUAUUCCGUUCCGUUUCGAGAAUCGGUCGUCAAUUAUCCAAAGCGCACCCCGAUAGAAUCGCUAGAGACGGCUCUUGCGAAGAAUUUGAAGUACCAAAAUCCAGAAGCAUUUUUUGAAGCCGAAGCCGCCGCUGCAAAAGCGAAACAUGGCCCUGGUCCAUCAUCAUCGCGCAACGCAGGCGUUACUCCGACACAGCCACAGAAGCCUGAAGAUAAAGACUCCCCCGAAUACAAGAAGAAAGUGGCAAUUCAGACCCUGCCGCUUCUCGAGACCAAAAAUAAUUCGGCCAGUUAUGGAAUGCCGGAAUCGCUAUUUACCUCGUUGAAAGACCUUUUUGAAUCCAUAGUGGCAAGCCAGUCGAAAAUGGGCGUCAUUCGGCCGCAGCAUUUCCUCGACAUCCUCCGCCGUGAAAACGAGAUGUUCCGUAGCGCGAUGCACCAGGAUGCCCACGAGUUUUUGAACCUUUUGCUGAACGAAGUGGUCACCAACGUAGAAGCCGAAUCAUCAAAGCAACAUGACCCUUUUGCCCUCGAUAAUACCGAUUCUGAGCAGACUGUAACUGUUACAGACUCGUCUACAUAUUCCACGUCUACUCAAGUGGGCGGCUCCACAGGUUCGAAAACGCCAAAUACAAGUCGCUGGGUUCAUGAAUUGUUUGAAGGCACCUUAACUUCAGAAACACAAUGCUUGACUUGCGAAAAUGUGUCCCAACGAGACGAGGUGUUUUUAGAUUUGUCGGUCGAUUUAGAACAGCACUCAUCCGUCACGUCUGGUUUGCGAAAGUUCUCCGCCGAGGAGAUGCUCUGCGAGAAGAAUAAAUUUCAUUGCGAUAAUUGCGGUGGUUUGCAAGAGGCCGAGAAGCGAAUGAAGAUAAAGAGACUACCUAAGAUCCUUGCUCUGCAUUUAAAACGUUUCAAGUACACCGAAGAUUUGCAAAGAUUACAAAAGCUUUUUCACCGCGUUGUCUAUCCGUACCACCUACGCUUAUUCAAUACUACAGACGAUGCCGAAGAUCCGGACCGUCUUUAUGAGCUCUAUGCAAUCGUCGUGCAUAUUGGGGGCGGCCCAUAUCACGGACAUUAUGUAUCCAUUAUUAAGACUGAAGAUCGCGGCUGGUUGUUGUUUGAUGACGAAAUGGUCGAGCCUGUGGACAAGAGCUACGUGCUAAACUUUUUCGGGGAUCGACCGGGACUUGCUUGCGCGUACGUCUUGUUCUAUCAAGAAACUACCCUGGAAGCAGUGCAACGAGAACAAGAACAAGAAGGCCGCAACCCUGUCAAUGGUGUUUCUGAUUUGAGAGAAGGAAAUGAGAAUCCCCUCGACCACAUUCACACAUACCAGGGCCCGCCCGACGAAGAGGAAGCACAUCGUUUUACUCCAUUGAGAACCGUUCCGACUGCACCUCAGAUGUCAACUCAUCCUGAGCAUGCCUUUUCGACAAGUCCCCCGGCUCCAGCUCCCCCGCAGACGCCAGUGUUGGACCCAGCCACAUUCUCGACUUCGAAGAAAAACGAUACACAGUCUCGAAAGGAGAGAGUCAAAGAAGAAAAGGAACGAAAAGCGGCUGAGAAGGAGAAAGAAAAGGCUGAGAAGCAAAGGCGAAAGGAGAUGGAUGCAAAGCGCAGAGAGGACAUCAAACGCGAAGAUGCGGAUCUGAAAGCCGCUCGCGAGCUUAGCAAGAUCUCGAAGGCCGAAGAAGACCGAAAGGCCCAAACAGAAAACGGGGACUCGAAUGGACAACACAAGAUGUUGGCAGGUGGCUUGAAUCGGUUCCGACGAAGUAGCAAGAGCUUGAGUCAGAGAUUUGCGUCACCGAAAGAGAACGGCAAGAGAGCAGCGUCGUCGGAAUUCCCACGCUCGGAUCUUCUGUUUGAGAAUGGCAAUUCUCCGGAUAUGAGACUGCACGAGCAUGUCAUUGAGGAAGACGUUCCUAUAGACACGUCAGCUGCUCUUCCAGAGAUCCCACGAACUGCCACUCAUAUUCCCGAACCUUCUCCUCCCAAAGGUAAAGCGGACAGAGACAAAGGAAACCACAAAUGGAAGGGGUUUGGAAUAAGGAAAAAAUCGAUGAGUCUGCUGGGUUGA